This is a messenger RNA of Haemorhous mexicanus (house finch), 5017 nucleotides long. RefSeq names its product formin like 2 (gene FMNL2). Gene Ontology annotation, biological process: regulation of cell shape; cell migration; cortical actin cytoskeleton organization. Gene Ontology annotation, cellular component: cytosol. Gene Ontology annotation, molecular function: small GTPase binding; actin filament binding. The record is from RefSeq and is a predicted model, not a curated record. Lineage: Eukaryota; Metazoa; Chordata; Aves; Passeriformes; Fringillidae.
CCGCGGUGGUAGAGGGCGAGCGCGGGGCGCGGAGCCCGCCCGGCGCGGGGCGCGGAGAGCGCGGAGCGGCCGCCAUGGGCAACGCGGGGAGCGUGGACGCGCAGCAGACGGAGCUGAGGGCGCACAGCGUCCCCCUGAAGCUGCCCAUGCCCGAGCCCGGAGAGCUGGAGGAGCGCUUCGCCGUGGUGCUGAAUGCCAUGAACCUGCCCCCCGACAAAGCCCGGCUCCUGCGGCAGUACGACAACGAGAAGAAGUGGGAGCUCAUCUGUGACCAGGAAAGAUUCCAAGUGAAGAAUCCUCCACACACUUACAUCCAGAAGCUGAAGGGGUAUCUGGACCCAGCAGUGACCAGGAAGAAAUUCAGGAGACGAGUCCAGGAGUCAACUCAGGUGCUCCGAGAACUGGAAAUUUCCUUGAGGACAAACCACAUUGGGUGGGUCAGGGAGUUCCUGAAUGAGGACAACAAAGGCCUGGAUGUCCUGGUGGAGUACCUGUCCUUUGCCCAGUAUGCAGUCACGUUCGACUUUGAGAGCCUGGAGAGCAGCGUGGAGAGCUCCAUGGACAAGUCCAAGCCCUGGAGCCGCUCCAUCGAGGACCUGCACAGGGGCAGCAACCUGCCCUCUCCCGUGGGGAGCAGCGCGUCCCGCUCCGGCCGGCACUCCACGCUCCGGUACAGCACGCUGCCCAGCCGCAGGACGCUGAAGAACUCGCGGCUGGUGAGCAAGAAGGACGACGUGCACGUGUGCAUCAUGUGCCUCAGGGCCAUCAUGAACUACCAGUAUGGAUUCAACAUGGUGAUGUCCCACCCUCACGCCGUUAAUGAGAUCGCACUGAGCCUGAACAACAAGAACCCCAGGACCAAGGCCCUGGUGCUGGAGCUCCUGGCCGCUGUCUGCCUGGUCCGGGGGGGCCACGAGAUCAUCCUGGCUGCCUUUGAUAACUUCAAGGAGGUGUGUGGGGAGAAGCAGCGCUUUGAGAAGCUCAUGGAGCAUUUCCGGAACGAGGACAACAACAUCGACUUCAUGGUGGCCUGCAUGCAGUUCAUCAACAUCGUGGUGCACUCGGUGGAGGACAUGAACUUCCGAGUGCACCUGCAGUACGAGUUCACCAAGCUGGGCCUGGACGAGUACCUGGAUAAGCUGAAGCACACGGAGAGUGACAAGCUGCAGGUGCAGAUCCAGGCCUACCUGGACAACGUGUUCGACGUGGGGGCUCUGCUGGAGGACGCCGAGACCAAGAACGCGGCCCUGGAGAGGGUGGAGGAGCUGGAAGAAAACCUGUCCCACUUAUCUGAAAAACUCCAGGAUACAGAGAACGAAGCCAUGGCCAAAAUUGUGGAACUGGAAAAGCAACUGAUGCAAAGGAACAAAGAACUGGACGUGAUCAGGGAGAUCUACAAGGAUGCCAACAGCCAGGUUCACACCCUGAGGAAGAUGGUGAAGGAGAAGGAGGAAGCCAUCCAGCGCCAGUCCACACUGGAGAAGAAGAUCCACGAGCUGGAGAAGCAGGGAACCAUCAAGAUCCAGAAGAAAGGGGAUGGGGACAUCUCCAUCCUUCCCGUGGCCCUGGGCUCCGGGAUGGUGCCAGCAGGAGCAGAGGCAGUGCCAGGGACCUGUGCCACACCUGGAGAUGCCUCCUCAGUGCCACUGCCCCCCCCUCCACCCCCCCUGCCCGCCCUGCCAGGCUCACCUGAGGCAGUGCCCAACGGCCCCGUGGCAGUGCCUGUGCCACCUCCACCACCUCCUCCUCCUCCUCCUCCUCCUCCCCCUCCUCCUCUCCCGGGCCCAGCUCCGGAUGCAGCUCCAGCGGCUCCGCUGCCGCCGCCGCCGCCCUCGGCUCCCCCCCUGCCCGGCACAGCCUCGCCCACCGUGGUCUUCAACUCUGGCCUGGCAGCUGUGAAGAUCAAGAAGCCCAUCAAGACCAAGUUCCGCAUGCCCGUGUUCAACUGGGUGGCCCUGAAGCCCAACCAGAUCAACGGCACCGUCUUCAACGAGAUCGACGACGAGCGCAUCCUCGAGGAUCUAAACGUGGAUGAAUUUGAGGAGAUAUUCAAAACGAAAGCCCAGGGCCCAGCCAUGGAUCUGACCUCCAGCAAGCAGAAGAUCCCUCAGAAAGGAUCCAGCAAGGUGACGCUGCUGGAUGCCAACAGGGCCAAGAACUUGGCCAUCACCCUGAGGAAAGCCGGGAAAACGGCGGAUGAGAUCUGCAAAGCCAUCCACGUCUUUGACCUGAAGACGCUGCCGGUGGAUUUCGUGGAGUGCCUGAUGCGGUUCCUGCCCACGGAGAACGAGGUGAAGGUGCUGAGGCUCUACGAGAGGGAGAGGAAGCCCCUGGAGAACCUGUCAGACGAGGACAGGUUCAUGAUGCAGUUCAGCAAGAUCGAGAGGCUGAUGCAGAAGAUGACCAUCAUGGCCUUCAUCGGCAACUUCGCCGAGAGCAUCCAGAUGCUCACCCCGCAACUCCAUGCCAUAAUCGCUGCCUCUGUCUCCAUAAAGUCAUCCCAAAAACUUAAGAAAAUCCUGGAGAUCAUCCUGGCUCUUGGGAAUUACAUGAACAGCAGCAAACGAGGGGCUGUGUAUGGAUUUAAGCUGCAGAGUUUAGACCUGCUCCUGGAGACCAAGUCCACGGACCGGAAGCAGACGCUGCUGCACUACAUCUCCAACGUGGUGAAGGAGAAGUACCAGCACGUGGCCCUGUUCUACAACGAGCUGCACUACGUGGAGAAGGCAGCAGCAGUGUCCCUGGAGAACGUCCUGCUGGACGUGAAGGAGCUGCAGCGGGGCCUGGAGCUGACCAAGCGCGAGUACACCAUGCACGACCACAACACCAUGCUCAAGGACUUCAUCCAGAGCAACGAGGGCAAGCUCAAGAAGCUCCAGGAUGAUGCCAAAAUAGCCCAGGAUGCCUUCGAUGAUGCUGUGAAGUAUUUUGGGGAGAAUCCCAAGACGACCCCUCCCUCGGUCUUCUUCCCAGUGUUUGUCCGCUUUGUGAAGGCCUACAAGCAAGCAGAGGAAGAAAAUGAGCUGAGGAAAAAGCAGGAGCAGGCCUUAAUGGAAAAACUCAUGGAGCAAGAAGCGUUGAUGGAGCAGCAGGACCAAAAGUCCCCAUCCCACAAGAGCAAGCGGCAGCAGCAGGAGCUGAUCGCGGAGCUGCGGCGCCGGCAGGUCAAGGACAACCGGCACGUGUACGAGGGCAAGGACGGCGCCAUCGAGGACAUCAUCACAGAUCUCCGGAACCAGCCGUACCGCCGCGCCGACGCGCUGAGGAGGAGCGUGCGCCGCCGCUUCGACGAGCACGGGCUGCGCUCCAACGGCGCCGAGCUGGCCAUGUGAGCCCGCCGGGGAGCGGGACGGGCUCCGGCACAUCCCGCCUGCCCCGGGGAACACUCACCUCCGCCGGGACCCCGGCCCCGCGCCAAGUGCCUCGAAGGGAAGCUCCCGCUCCGACGGAUCCAAGCAAUAGGAUUGGGGUUGGUUGGGUUCCUCCGGACUCUGCCGAGACUCUGCAGGAUUUGUAACCAAAAUGUAAAAUAGGGGUUGGGUUGGGGGGUUGGGGUGGUGAGAGCAAGGGCUCCCGUGGGCCUGACUGGUUGGAAACUGGGAAUACUGGGAAUACUGGGAUGUGCUUGGCUUUAACGCUGGGCCGAGGGGCAGGCCCGGCCUUCAGCUGCACUUAACGGCUCUUUUUUAAUUCAAACUACAAACAAAGACAUUUGAGGGCUUUCUGUACCCGGAAUUAAAAUAAUCCCAAGGAGGAGCCCAGCCCUUUUCCCAGCCCAUGCAGCCUCCCGAGGGCUAGGAAUGGAACGGGAGGUCCCCUGGCCCAGCGCACGCGGGGGUUUGGGAUGUUCCAGGGCUUUGGCUGGGCGGCCGAGGCAGGCAGCGUUGGGAUAACAGCGUAUUUAUUAAUUAGCACUAAGCAAUUAACAGCCAGUAAUCAGUAUUAGGCUCUGAGGACCAGUGCAGUCCAGUUCCUGGCAGGGGGAUUCCAAUCCUGCUCUGGCUCCGAGACAUUCCCGCUCGGAUCCCUGCUGAGGCUCCUUGGGAGGGGAAGCCCAUCCUAGAAUUCCCAGUAGGGUUUAGGUUCUCCAUGGCAUUUUCCAAGCCCAAAAAGGGACAGGAGGCUGAUUUAGCACCAUGGUGCCCCUCCCUGUGCCCCAGAGCAGCGGGAUGGAUCCCACUCCCGGCCAGCAGCAGCCAGGAGUUGGGAAGAGCUGGACUGAGGAGAAAUUUGUCCUUCCCAAAUCCCAUUUCGCUUCCAGCUUCCCUGCCUGGGCUCAUCCAUCUGUUAAUUGUAAAAUUUCUUGUAUAGUAUUUAACCACUGAAUUUCUUUGCCCUUUUCCAUUGUGCUCCUGUGAACCACUGGUGAAGGUCCCUGUUUUGUUUUUUUUUUUCCCCUUGGAUAAUGUGUAGUUAUAUGAUAAUCUGUUUUUAAAUGUACAGAUAUUUUGCUACAAAAUUGGUGCAGUUUUUUAUGGUUUUUACACUUCCCCCCCACUUUAGCCUCUGGGUAAUAUUGUAAAUAUUGUUUAAAAGGAAAUAAAUGCAUCAAGCCUGUGCUAUACAAUCUGAAUGUUAUUUUAACUUAUAGUUUUUGUUUUUAUAUUUAACUAAAAGGACAGUUUUGGACUCAGAGUUACCACAUUGACCAAUUUCCAGGAAUUUUUCCUUGAAAAACUGCCAAGUUUUGCAUUUACAGCACUGUGUACUUGACCUGCUAAAGAGAACAUGCCACUGUUGGAACGAGUGUUUGGAUCAAAGAAAAUUGGAUCAUUUGAAUUUCAAAUUUCAGCACUUGUUGGGGUAUAAGCACUAAAUCUCCUUUUCUUCAGCUCAAAGGUAUUUUUAUAAUAAAAGCCCAGAAUGAAAGCCAAGCUGGCAUGUUCUCUUUCAUAUUUUUCUAGUCAUAGAUCUGCUUCUUAGCAAGAUUAGAAGUGUUUCUAAAGCAGUUCACGUUCCUUUCCUGGUCUGUUCCUGCCAUAAAAUCAAAUAAACUAUUUACACUACUACACUGAAA